Molecule: messenger RNA, 4221 nt
Organism: Linum trigynum
Lineage: Eukaryota; Viridiplantae; Streptophyta; Magnoliopsida; Malpighiales; Linaceae
Source: the annotation of a GenBank genome assembly
GGGGUCCUAGGACCCCACUCCCUUCCACCUCCCUCCGCCACUGGGUCAAACACGUUGACUAACAAUUAAUGCGGUAUGUCACUCCAGUCUCCAAGUCAGCACAUGCCACUUAAAAAUUUUGGUUUUCUUCCACCAAUUAGCAUUUAUCUUUUUUCAAAAUAAAAACGGGCUUUCAUUUCCCCCCUUUUUUUGUUCAAAAUAAAAAAGAUAAAUGGUAAUAGGUGGAAAAAACCAAAAAUUUUAAGUGGUUUGUGCUCACUUGGUAGUGACGUGGCACGUUGACCGUUAGUCAACGAGUUGACCAUCCAAGAUAAUGGUCAUAUCUCGAGUUUGGCCAAUUUCUUAACUUUGAUGUAUAGUUGAAGUAACAAUGUUAUAGAUCGAAAAGAUUAACAAAAAAUGUUUAAUUUGUGAAAAGCUUGGCACAUACAAAUAUAUUAAUCAUUAAUUAAAUGAUAAAAAUUAACCUUCAAAAGCAUUGCAUCCUUAGAUCACCUAAUUCGCCACCACAACCCCGACGUUCCCGCUCUAAAGCGCCAAAGCGUGAUUUUUAUGGAGUUCGAAGAAAAUUCGUGAAUUUCUUUCGGCGAGAGCGCGACUUGAGUUUUUGGGAGUGCGCUUUGGGAUCGCACGCAAAAGACUAUUGGAUUUUAUGACAGCUCAGGCCAUAUCAACCCACCGACUCCACUCCAACCCCGCAUUCGCCAUUCCAUAGGCAGCUCCCAUGCCUGCAAUCAAAAAUUAAAGAUGGCAACUGCUAAUCCAAGAUUAAUCCUCCCAAAUCUAUAAUAAUUAAAUUGAGGAUAAAAAAUCAAAAGGUCAGAAAAUUAUAGGAUAAGAUUAGGCUGGAUGCGACUCUGACGAAGCCAAAAGAAGGAGUUUCUCAUCGGCGCUAAAGGUUAACGCGAUUUCUAAUUCUUUGGCUAGAUCUGAGUGAGUAGGCAAGUGUCGCGGGAGAGAGUUUUUGCACCGAUUGAAUGAUUGAUGUGAGGCUUGUUCUUCUACUUGAUCGAUUCUCUCACUCUUGAAUUAAAGGCCGAGAGCAAGAAAAGAGCUAGAUAGGAGACGAAUCCACCUAAUAUCCACAAUCAACCAACUAGUAUUCAAUAUGGAUACUCUUAUGUGUUAUCUGGAUACUUUUAUGUGUUAUGUGGAUACUAAUUAUGUUUGUAUGGAUACUAUUCUGUGUUGUCUAGAUAUUAGUUUGUGAAUUUAGGAUAAUAGUUGAUUCGUGAUAUCAAUUAGCAAACCUUGAAUACUAGUCUGUGAUCUCUAAAUAAUUUAGUACUUGGAUACUAGUUCAUGUAUUUUGAAUAUCGGUUAGUAUCUACUAACUCUUCAAGUUACCUAUCCUCCACCGUAUCAAUUUAUUCACCCUCCAUUACCAACCUAAUAAACAUGAAUCCCGGGCUAGGGAGGAGGACGAACAAAAAUCUGUACGAGUAAUGGCUUCUCUCAACCCGUGCUUGGAGCUCCGACCACUGGGCAAUACUGGACUGAAGCUCAGCUGUGUCGGGUUCGGAGCUUCUCCUCUUGGCAAUACCUUCGGCCCAGUUUCGGAGCAGGACGCCCUCGCCACCGUCCGCGAGGCCUUCCGCCUCGGCAUUAAUUUCUUCGACACCUCUCCGUAUUAUGGAGCUACAUUGUCAGAGAAGGUGCUUGGUAAGGCACUUAAAGCUCUAGGGGUUCCAAGAAAUGAGUAUAUUGUGUCGACCAAAUGUGGAAGGUACAGCGAGGGCUUUGAUUUUAGUGCCGAGAGGGUGACAAGGAGCAUCGACGAGAGCUUGGCGAGGUUGCAGCUGGAUUAUGUUGACAUACUGCAUUGUCAUGACAUUGAAUUCGGGUCUCUUGAUCAGGUUGUAAAAGAGACAAUCCCUGCUCUUCAAAAACUAAAGGAAGCUGGGAAGAUCAGGUUCAUUGGGAUAACUGGACUUCCACUAGAAAUCUUCACGUAUGUGCUUGAUCGAGUGCCACAAGGCUCAGUUGACGUAAUCCUGUCUUAUUGUCACUACUCUAUUAAUGAUUCAGCCCUACUAGAUCUACUUCCUUAUCUGAAGAGCAAAGGUGUAGGCAUAAUCAGUGCUUCUCCACUUGCAAUGGGACUGCUGACAGAAAAUGGCCCACCAGAAUGGCAUCCUGCUUCUCCUGAACUGAAGGCUGCCUGUAAAGCUGCUGCCUCGCACUGUAAGCAGAAAGGGAAGAAUCUUCCAAAGCUAGCAAUGCAGUACAGCUUCACAAACAAGGAUAUCUCGACAAUAUUGGUCGGGAUGAACUCAGUACGACAGGUCCAGGAAAAUGUAGCUGCCGCUACAGAGUUCGCUACAUUUGGACAGGAUGGAGAAAUGCUCGCGGAAGUAGAAGCAAUUCUUUUCCCCGUGAAGAACCAGACGUGGCCUAGUGGAAUCCAACAGUAAAUUCCUGAUUUGUGGUUCAUGGCCGUCUUUCCAGCAGAAGUCAAGCGUUAAGAAUAAAUUUGCCGCCGCAUGGCACUCGAACUUGUAACUAAAACCUACUUGUGAACUUUGGACCGUAACUAAUGGGAUCGUGAUGGCGCAAAAUUGUAAUGCAUGAUGCUAUUAAGUAAUAAGUUGUGACAUGGAGCUGAUUUGUGCUGAUUUUGCUAAAUUAUCCCAUCUCUAUUUCUAAAAACUCGAAUCCAUUCCUGCUCCAUAUUCAUGCAGGACUUUGCCACUCAAUUCCAUACUCAACAUUUUUGGAUACUUGUGGAUAAUACCCCUAAUAAAAAUACAAUAUUAUUAUAUUGUAUUAAAUUAAUAAAAAUACCUUCAUGUAGGACUUCACUACUAUCAUAAAGUUUUUAUCUUGGAUACUUGUGGAUAAUACCCCUCCGUAUAUCCAAUAUUAUUAUACCUAAAAUUAAUAAAAAUACAAUAUUAUUAUACCUAAAAUAAAUAAAAAUACCUUCAUGUAGGACUUCACUACUAUCAUAAAGUUUUUAUCUCUGGACGGAUGACAAUGAGAAGAAGGAAUUGAAAGUGGGUAUGGCGUUCGGCGGCAACGUGCGGAGGAACUUCGUCAAUCGAUUGACUUCAUGCACGAGAACAAAUCUAAAAAAAUAAGCAUGAUUCGGAACUUAACUAGACUUGCCUUUUACCUGACAUCUGGUUGAGCACAAGAUUUUUGCUCAAUCGUUACAUUACCGUAAUCUCCUUCGUUUGAGGAGAGCAACUGGAAUGUGCGAUGAAGGAUUGGGUGGAAGAGCUCGAGGGAAGGAGAGAGAUAUGAGUAUGACAAUGGUCUAUUUUGGGAGGUUAACAAGCCUUAAUAGUUUAGAAUGCGGUUCAUUGUUAUCUAUUUGUGGCUUGAUAAUUCGAGGGGUAAAACUGGGUCAAACCCAACCCUAACCUUAGAACUACUCUAAGAUACCUAGCCCUAUAGGGCAAGUUAUGAACCCAACCCUAUUUUCUCACGACCAUGUUUGACCCACAUGAGUUGGGCUAGAUCAGGUUGGGUCAAGUCUGAGGGUCGGCCCAAAUCAACAACACAUAUUUAGAAAAUUACAUUUUAGUGUAAUGUAUUUUUUCUUACAAUUUUAGUACCUAAUUUUCUAUUACAAAUAGGUCAAGAAACUUUUAUGGUAAAAUUACAUUUUAGCAUCCUUGCAUUUUUUUAUAUAACAUUGUAGUACCCAAAUAUGUCAAAUCUUGAGAAAUUUCAAAUUACUAAUUGUUGCUAUGGGUCAUAGGCUCAUAUAGGGGUGGUCGCCAAUCUCAUCUUCCUCUCUGAGACCAACUUCUCAUGAAGCUCCUAAGUCUCCAAGUAGUUCACCGUUCCCAUCUUCCGCCCACAACUCAUUGCGACAUUUCGUCGAACAAUGACCGGGCAAGUGUCUUCUCCGGGAGCGGGAAUCGAAAUUGAGGCAAACUAAUAACAAAUCAGAAAGUUCGACUGAUUUUUCAUAUUCCCGGAAUUAGCAGCAUCGACAGGGCGGACUGAGCAGAGGAGCAGCCGCCACGAGGACUUUCAGGCAAACGGCGACGACUGACGAGGACUUUCAGGGUGAACGGCGCCGACAGGUGAGGACUUGUUCGCCGGCGAUGCGAAUCCUAGGGCGACGGCUGACAUUUAGGGCGAGUUCUCUAUUUUUACUUUUUAGGAAUGGUUUUUUUUUUUUUUGGAAUUUGGUUUAGAGAUUGAGAAUAUUUUAGGGGUAAAAAUGUCAACUUAUCUAAGUUAUGGCGAUAAAUUUAAAAACUUAGG